Messenger RNA from Heteronotia binoei (common prickly gecko), 1596 nucleotides. Its product is annotated as zinc finger protein OZF-like. The transcript has 3 exons. Gene Ontology annotation, molecular function: DNA-binding transcription factor activity, RNA polymerase II-specific; RNA polymerase II cis-regulatory region sequence-specific DNA binding. Lineage: Eukaryota; Metazoa; Chordata; Lepidosauria; Squamata; Gekkonidae. The record is from RefSeq and is a predicted model, not a curated record. The annotation marks the transcript as partial. Gene Ontology annotation, biological process: regulation of transcription by RNA polymerase II.
UUUGAGGAGGUGUCUGUCUCCUUCACCCCAGGAGAGUGGGCCCUGCUGGAUCCGGGCCAGAGGACUCUCUACAGGGAAGUCAUGCGGGAGAACUAUGGAAGCGUCAUCUCUCUGGGGGAGAAACCAUUUGAAUGCACAGAGAGUGUAAGGAGAUUCAGUGAGACAGGGAAUCUUCACAAGCAUCAGAGAACCCACACAGGGGAGAGACCUUUUGAAUGCUCAGAGUGUGGAAAGAGAUUCAGUCGGAGUGACCAUCUUCAGAGUCAUCAGAGAACCCACACAGGGGAGAGGCCUUUUGAAUGCUCAGAGUGUGGAAAGAGAUUCACUGUCAGUAGCGCUCUUCAACAACAUCAGAGAACCCACACCGGGGAGAGACCUUUUGAAUGCUCAGAAUGUGGAAAGAGGUUCAGUGGGAAACAGCAUCUUAAAAGUCAUCAGAGAACCCACACAGGGGAGAGGCCUUUUGAAUGCUCAGAGUGUGGAAAGAGGUUCAGUCAGAGUGGCAAUCUUCAAUACCAUCAGAGAACUCACACAGGGGAGAAACCUUUUGAAUGUUCGUGUGGAAAGAGAUUCAGACAGAGUAGCAGUCUUCAAAGUCAUCAGAGAACCCACACAGGGGAGAGGCCUUUUGAAUGCUCAGAGUGUGGAAAGAGAUUCACUGUCAGUAGCGCUCUUCAAAGUCAUCAGAGAACCCACACCGGGGAGAGACCUUUUGAAUGCUCAGAGUGUGGAAAGAGAUUCACUGUCAGUAGCGCUCUUCAAAGUCAUCAGAGAACCCACACCGGGGAGAGACCUUUUGAAUGCUCGUGUGGAAAGAGAUUCAGACAGAGUAGCAGUCUUCAAAGUCAUCAGAGAACCCACACAGGGGAGAGACCUUUUGAAUGCUCAGAGUGUGGAAAGAGAUUCACUGUCAGUAGCGCUCUUCAAAGUCAUCAGAGAACCCACACCGGGGAGAGACCUUUUGAAUGCUCGUGUGGAAAGAGAUUCAGACAGAGUAGCAGUCUUCAAAGUCAUCAGAGAACCCACACAGGGGAGAGGCCUUUUGAAUGCUCAGAGUGUGGAAAGAGAUUCACUGUCAGUAGCGCUCUUCAAAGUCAUCAGAGAACCCACACCGGGGAGAGACCUUUUGAAUGCUCAGAGUGUGGAAAGAGAUUCACUGUCAGUAGCAAUCUUCAAAGUCAUCAGAGAACCCACAUAGGGGAGAGGCCUUUUGAAUGCUCAGAGUGUGAAAAGAGUUUCAUUGACAGUGGCAGUCUUCAAAAGCAUCAGAGAACCCACACAGGGGAGAAACCUUUUGAAUGCUCCGAGUGUGGAAAGAGAUUCACUGUCAGUAGCCAUCUUCACAGGCAUCAGAGAACCCACAUAGGGGAGAAACCUUUUGAAUGCUCAGAGUGUGGAAAGACGUUCAGUCAGAGUGGCAAUCUUCACAGUCAUCAGAGAACCCACACAGGGGAGAAAUCUUUUGAAUGCUCAGAUUGUGGAAAGAGAUUCAGUCAGAGUGGCCAUCUUCAGAGUCAUCAAUGUUUGACCAGCUACACAAAUCGUAAGUUGCUUCGGCUCCAACUGCCAAAGGAGUGUUCUUCUAACCACCUGUGA